AUGCGAAUUCUCACCCACCUUGCUACGUUCUCAACAUGCAUCUCCAUGGCAUUGGCGGACGCAACGUUAUACGGUUACAACUGUCAAGACUGCAAGUGCAACGCCCUAUCAUCACAUACGCUUACUCGGAGUACCAACGGUCAAAGCUUCAACGAUUAUCAAUUUCCGAUUGCAUAUGGAAUUUCUGGAGGUGAUAGUGUUUGGUGUGAGACAUAUUCUGAUAUCAAUCUCAGCGGAGAUCAGCAGAACAUUGGGAUCAAUAGGGAUCAGAGCUGGGGAUGCACAGCUUCUCAGCACGGCGGGUUUUCUUCCGGCAGGUGCUAUGGUGUUUGAGGCAUUGGAGGAAGAGACCAGAAGAGGAGUGGAUCAGGUAGAGGCGUGA
This is a messenger RNA of Hymenoscyphus albidus, 382 nucleotides long. The record is from the annotation of a GenBank genome assembly. Lineage: Eukaryota; Fungi; Ascomycota; Leotiomycetes; Helotiales; Helotiaceae.